Messenger RNA from Mytilinidion resinicola, 201 nucleotides. Its product is annotated as DUF1242-domain-containing protein. The transcript has a single exon. Lineage: Eukaryota; Fungi; Ascomycota; Dothideomycetes; Mytilinidiales; Mytilinidiaceae. The annotation marks the transcript as partial. Gene Ontology annotation, biological process: protein secretion; intracellular transport. The record is from RefSeq and is a predicted model, not a curated record.
ACCGCCCUCUUCAACUUCCAGUCCCUCCUCCUCGUAAUCCUGCUGCUCAUCUGCACCUCGACGUACCUGCACCACGUGUUCCCGGGCCCCAUGGACCGCAACAAGGACGGCGUGCUGGGGAUAUUCUGGAAAGGCGCGCGCAUCGGCGAGCGGUUGAGUCCGUAUGUGAGCGUGGCGUGUGUGGUUAUGGCGGUGAGUUGA